AUGCAGAUACGUCACGAAGACUUAAACCUCUUGAAUAGGGAUCUAAAUAAUGAGAUCACUUCACCUGAGGAUGAGCAUGAGGUCUUAUGGGUCGACACAUCCGAUAAGAACGCGUCGUUCGCUUUCGUGAGGCUAACCGACGCUCACGUCCGCAAAAUCCGGAGCACCCGAUGGUUUGAGGGGUCGUCGGUUGUCACCCAUAACCUGCAGUCAUGGCUGGACUCGAGUGAACUGCAGAGCGACGCGAGUACCAUCCGUGGUGUCAGGAGUCGCCAAUCAGUUGUUGUGCCAUCGUUUGCGUUGGACAGGUAUCACCCUCUCAGUCAAGUGAAUAGGUAUCUGACGUCAAUCAGUAGCUUAAGCUCUGUCAGUGUGUUUGACAUCGGGAUCAGUCACGAGGGCAGAGGCAUAAAAGCGGUGCAAAUUAGAAACAACCCGACGAGUAGUGACUAUAUAUGGAUCGAUGGGUGCACUCACGCGAGGGAAUGGAUAACAGUGGCGACCGCUCUGUUCAUAAUCGACACGAUUAUCAGCGAAAACGUCAAACAAAACUUCCUAAUCGUUCCCAUCAUUAAUGUGGACGGAUAUGAGUACACGUGGAAUACGGACAGACUUUGGCGCAAAAACCGUCGGCCCUAUACUGCCAGCACUUUCGCUGUGAGCGAAAUGCCCGACCGCUGUAAUGGUGUUGACCUCAAUCGCAAUUAUGAUGUUAAUUUCGGAGGUGAGGGGGGCAGUGCUAAUCCCUGUUCAUUCCUAUACGAGGGACCGACACCUUUCUCAGAGCCAGAAGUGAAAGCUGUUAGUGAACUACUUUGGAAAUUCAAAAACCGGAUCAAACUGUCCAUUUCGUUGCACUCAUUCAACCAACUCUGGGCCUGUCCUUACGCUUACACUAAAAGCUCAUCAAUACAUUACAGUCACCACAUGGAUGUGCUCAGGGAUAUACAGAAUGCCGUCUAUAAGACAAAUGGUGUGAAGUAUCAAAUCGGACCGUUAGGCCAAUCCCUGUACGUGGGCUCAGGCUUUAUGAUGGACUGGAUAUACACGAAGUUAGGCGUAACCAACAGCUAUUUAUGCGAAUUGAGGGACAAAGGGGUUUAUGGGUUCCUAUUACCGGCCGAUCAGAUAAUGCCCACCGCUCUCGAGACAUGGAAUGGCAUAUCAGCUGCCAUUAGGAAACUCUUUUAA
Molecule: messenger RNA, 1191 nt
Organism: Oppiella nova
Lineage: Eukaryota; Metazoa; Arthropoda; Arachnida; Sarcoptiformes; Oppiidae
Source: the annotation of a GenBank genome assembly